Messenger RNA from Mytilus californianus (California mussel), 993 nucleotides. RefSeq names its product opsin-5-like. The coding region runs from base 1 to 993 and encodes 330 amino acids. The record is from RefSeq and is a predicted model, not a curated record. The transcript is spliced from 5 exons. Gene Ontology annotation, cellular component: membrane. Gene Ontology annotation, biological process: G protein-coupled receptor signaling pathway. Gene Ontology annotation, molecular function: G protein-coupled receptor activity. NCBI's taxonomy places the organism in Eukaryota, Metazoa, Mollusca, Bivalvia, Mytilida, Mytilidae.
AUGGAAAAGGAAUUAAUUAAAAAAUGGCUUAUUUGUAAAAACGAAGCUAAUUGUACGUUUGACGAAAAUUUUCUAUACGAAAACAACACAUUGCUGAAAGUGAACACAUCUUUCUUGUCGAAAUUAGAUAUUUGGCAAGAUUUCAUUGUAGCAAUAUUUCUCCUUACUGUUGGUGUUGCAUCUACAGUACUAAAUGGUCUGGUUGUGUAUGUAUGUAUUCGAAAAGUAAAAACAUUAGUUUCCUGUGAUGUUUACAUAUUGAAUCUCGCAAUCAUCGAUAUGAUCAUGCCAGUUUUUGGUUUUCCAUUGACAAUAUAUUCAUCUUUAAAUCACCAAUGGAUGUUCGACAAAGUUUUUUGUGCCGCAUAUGGCUUCAUUUGUUUUUUCUGUGGAGUUGUUAGCAUAGCAACCCUGGCUGUUAUUAGCUAUGCACGAUACAUCAAAGUGUGUGGAGUUAAACGUGGUGAUUCAAUCCUUCUGCACACGAAAGCUUCACUUAUUUGUAUAUAUUGCUAUGCUGGUUUUUGGGCUCUUCUACCAUUAUUUGGCGUCGGCGCAUAUGGACCUGAACCUUAUGGAACGUCAUGUACACUUGCAUGGCAAGGUUAUCCAAUAUUUGUUACAUUUUUCUUAAUAGGCUGUGUACUUUUACCUGUUGUCAUAAUGAAUUUAUCAUACGGGAAGAUAAUAUGGACAACAAAAAAGGCUCGACGGAAAGCAAGUGUCGGAACUAGAAAAUCUGGACCCACUUUGAAGAAGAGAGAUGCAUUUUUUAUUAAGAUGACAUUUUCAAUGUGUGUUGGAUUUGUUGGACUUUGGUGUCCAUAUGCAGUGGUCAGUCUAUGGACAGCGUACGGUUGUGAAGGAGAAGUGCCUGUAAGAUUGACUUUAGUUGCAGUGUUGUUUGCAAAACUAUCAACUAUUAUUAAUCCAAUUCUGUAUGUUAUGUUGAACAAAAAGUUUCGUCCAUUUCUUAAAAAAAUGUUUUUGUAA